GCCGCGACUGUCUUCCUCAUUGGCGCGGGGCGGAGAGGCGGAAUGUUCAACUCCUGACUCGGGCGGAAGCGUGGGAGCCGCGCGGGCCGCCGUCCUCUCGACCCCCGGUCGCCGCCCCUGCCCUCGGCGCGCGCGGGGCCUCGGCGCCCCCGGCUGCUACUCGCGCCCGGCCCGGGAGCCAGAUCUUGUGGGAGUCUAAUCCUUUGUCAUUAUGAGAUGUCGUCUCUCGGUGCCUCCUUUGUGCAAAUUAAAUUUGAUGACUUGCAGUUUUUUGAAAACUGCGGUGGAGGAAGUUUUGGGAGUGUAUAUCGAGCCAGAUGGAUAUCCCAGGACAAGGAGGUGGCUGUGAAGAAGCUGCUCAAAAUAGAGAAAGAGGCAGAAAUACUCAGUGUCCUCAGUCACAGAAACAUCAUCCAGUUUUAUGGAGUAAUUCUCGAACCUCCCAACUAUGGGAUCGUCACAGAAUAUGCUUCUCUGGGAUCACUCUAUGAUUACAUUAAUAGUAACAGAAGUGAAGAGAUGGACAUGGAUCACAUUAUGACCUGGGCCACUGAUGUAGCCAAAGGAAUGCACUAUUUACAUAUGGAGGCUCCUGUCAAGGUGAUUCACAGAGAUCUCAAGUCAAGAAAUGUUGUUAUAGCUGCUGAUGGGGUAUUGAAGAUAUGUGAUUUUGGUGCCUCUCGGUUCCAUAACCAUACGACACAUAUGUCCUUGGUUGGAACUUUCCCAUGGAUGGCCCCGGAAGUUAUCCAAAGUCUCCCUGUGUCUGAAACUUGUGACACAUAUUCCUAUGGUGUGGUUCUCUGGGAGAUGCUAACAAGGGAGGUCCCCUUUAAAGGUUUGGAAGGAUUACAAGUAGCUUGGCUUGUAGUGGAAAAAAACGAGAGAUUAACCAUUCCAAGCAGCUGCCCCAGGAGUUUUGCUGAGCUGUUACGUCAGUGUUGGGAAGCUGAUGCCAAGAAACGGCCAUCUUUUAAGCAAAUCAUUUCGAUUCUGGAGUCCAUGUCAAAUGACACGAACCUUCCCGACCAGUGUAACUCAUUCCUGCACAACAAGGCAGAGUGGAGGUGCGAAAUUGAGGCAACUCUCGAGAGGCUGAAGAAACUCGAACGGGACCUCAGCUGUAAAGAGCAGGAGCUCAAAGAACGGGAAAGACGUCUGAGGAUGUGGGAGCAAAAGCUGACAGAGCAGUCCAACACCCCGCUUCUCUUGCCUCUUGCUGCAAGAAUGUCUGAGGAGUCUUACUUUGAAUCUAAGACAGAGGAGUCAAACAGUGCAGAGAUGUCAUGUCAGAUCACAGCAGCAAGUAACGGGGAGGGCCAUGGCAUGAACCAAAGUCUGCAGGCCAUGAUGCUGAUGGGCUUUGGGGAUAUCUUCUCAAUGAACAAAGCAGGAGCUGUGCUGCAUUCUGGGAUGCAGAUAAACAUGCAAGCCAAGCAGAAUUCUUCCAAAACCACAUCUAAGAGAAGGGGGAAGAAGGUCAACAUGGCCCUGGGGUUCAGUGAUUUUGACUUGUCAGAAGGUGACGAUGAUGAUGAUGAUGACGGUGAUGAGGAUAAUGACAUGGAUAAUAAUAGUGAAUGAAAGCAGAAAGCAAAAUAAUAAAAUGGAAAAUGUGUGGAAAAACGAAAGAAACUUGCUAUCUCAGCCUGUACAAAAACCAGUAAGGAAGUAGAAAACUGAGCACUGAAUUUUUAGGCCAAUCACAUUUCUAUGACAGUCAUUUCUUGAGUGAUUUUACUUUUUUUUUUUUUCCCCUGCUUACAGAAAAAUGGGGGGUUAGUGGGGGAAUUAAAGCAGAAAGGUAUAUUUAAUGAGUCAGCAAAUGUGGUGCCUGAUUAUAGAAAUCUGUGAUUCUAUUACAAUAUAGUAGUUUUAACUAAUUACAUUGUGGCUUUUUUUAAAAACAAAUACUUUAAUGUUUGUAUUUGAUUUGAUUUCAUUUAUUUAAUUGCUUAAGAAGACUUACAUUUUGAAAAAGCACUCUUACCUCCUAAUUCUUCUCUGACACUGAUUUUCCUGUAACACACUACAUUUUUUUUUUCUUAUGGCAAUACACUGCACUGUCAGAAAUAAUUGAUAAUGACUACAAAAUCUAACAAUAAAAAAAUUGAGAUGAAAGAAGACUAUAACAAAUACUUCUUCAGAAAUACCGAAAUGCCACGAAUUUUCAAUACUUAAUGGCACAACUACUCACAGUAAAACCUGAGAGAUGUUCUCAGUAAUACACUGGAAGAAGAAAUACUCUCAUUUGAAGCCAACAGCAGAUGUUGCAGGCUUUCAUACCAGUGCUAGCCCUGGAAUCUUCUGAACAACACUGUCAUCCGAGGCUUAGUUUCUAAAAGGAGAAAGAGAUGGUCUUAAAGGGCUACUUGCAAGCUGAUAUCAAGUGGGGACACAGACCCCCUCUGCACCCCCAGUGGGGAAGGAGCAUCCUGGGUUCUAGAUAUAUGUAGAGAGGUUUUAAAGAGGGAACUAAAGAUUAUGAAAGCAAUGGCAAGGAUAAGUUAUACUUACUGAGUCAGAAGUAUAGGAUGAAGGGUCCUUUUUAUAUCAAAUCCAGCCUUCCAGAGUGGUCUUUUUUUUUUUUUCUUUUAACCCUGACUCAGCCAUGCCAGUGUUAAACAGAAGCAAAUGUAGGUGUCUCUCCGAAAACCUAGUUCGCCAGAGUAAUAGUCUCAGAAUGUUAUAUUUGUCAAAACUUGUUUAAACUAUAAAACACUGAUUAAAAAAAAAAAACUACAAAACACUGUGUGUGUGUGUGUGUGUGUGUGUGUGUGUCCACACACACACACACACACAGAAAGGCCAAGGCACAAAAACUUUUUUUCAGCCUGUAUUGGAAAAAAGUGCCAUUCAUUUGACUAUUACACUAAAAUACUUCUGAUGGUUAUUUUUAUGGGAAAUUUAAGAAAGUAUAUCAUCACAGAUAUUAUCUAAUACUAUUUCCAAGUAUAUUCAGUCAUAAAAAGCUUCUCAAAAUUUGAAACAUGACAUGCUUCUAAUCCCUAUUAACAGCUGAAAAAUAUCACAGAAUGAUCAGUACGCUGUGCCAGCUUUAUUUGGAGAAAAAUAACCAUUAAAAUGUUCUGGUUGUGAAAUGUAGCAUAGCCUAUAUACCAGAGUGAUAAAGAGAAGAAUCUGGAGUCAAAUUAGGAUUCAAAACGGCUGUGCAAUCUGUUAAAAAUUAUUUAGCCUCUGUGUGUCUGUUCAUUUUUGACAUGGGAAUAAUAACAGGACCCACUUCAAAGGACUGUUGUGAGGAUUAAGUGAAAUAAUGUAUGUAACACAGUGUGUGUGUUUUAUGAACACAGUACCAGGCCCAUGGCAAGUGGUCAGUCAGUGUUAGCCAGCGAAAAGUUGCUAAAAAAAAAAAUAAGUAGUUACAGUAACCUGGAGAACUAAACUAUCAAUCUCAAGUCAUGCUUGUUGAGUCGCAGGAAAUGGAAGUUAAAGUGAACGGCUUGCAGGAAAGGUAGAAGAGAACACUCCUAGAAUAUAAACCAUAUAAACAAAUUUAAUCUGUUGCUCUUUGAAGACUACGCAGCUGAGGAAUCGGCAGACUCUUCCACCACCCACAGACUAGGUAAAAACAACGGAUAGGCAGACCUUUCCCCUAGAAGAUGGGUGCCCUAGGAGCCUACGUGGUAGCACCACGAGCUGGUGCUGGCAGUGCCCAGGCACGAACACGUAAAGGCAUCCUGGCUAUGCUCAGCAGAGCCGUGCUCCCUCCCUCAAGCUGAGGCCCUCAAGCAGAACCUCUGGGAGCCGGGCAGAGGGCUGGUUUUCAACUCUUGACUUCGGGGCACAUCCGAGUCACUGUGGUCCAGCAACCUGAAGGAGAGAACCAAAGAGGAAGCAGUUUAAAAGCCUCUUGCCCAUCUUUUGGGGUAAAGAGAAAGUCAUCUGUUCCACAGAUACUCACUGAGGCCCCCAUCUGUGCCUGGAACACGUUCCAGGGCACAGCAAGGGGGCCAUGCUUGCGCCACAGGAUGUCCGCAGAGCCUGACAUCAACAAAACAAAUGCCUUACUAGUAUGUAAGUGGUUGACAAGUGCAUGCUGAGAAGGGGAGCGGGGAAAGAGGAUGACACAUGGGGGAGUGCCGCGGAGUGGACAGUGUGGGCAGAGAAGGCGGCACUGGUAAGGGGAUCUCUGCGAAUUUUGGGAUCUGUGCACUUCACGUAAGAAUGUAAACCCUCUCAGUUAAGAAUCAUCGUCAACAAAAUUAGAACACAUAAAUAGAUAGGAAUAGAAGGAAACUGACAUUUUUCUUCAUUUACAUAUAAGCCUAUUAUAAUUACACAUAAAAUUUUGGUGCCUUCAUGAAAGUAGCCAAUUAGGGCAAAAGAGAAAGGUAAUAGGACUCUAUACUCAGACUAAGGUUUUACCGUUAAUGAGGUAAUAGUUCCCAAU
Mustela erminea (ermine) is the source of this 4414-nucleotide messenger RNA. RefSeq names its product mitogen-activated protein kinase kinase kinase 20 (gene MAP3K20). Gene Ontology annotation, molecular function: protein binding; ATP binding; protein kinase activity. Gene Ontology annotation, cellular component: cytoplasm. The transcript is spliced from 12 exons. Bases 217 to 1584 code for a protein of 455 amino acids. Gene Ontology annotation, biological process: protein phosphorylation. NCBI's taxonomy places the organism in Eukaryota, Metazoa, Chordata, Mammalia, Carnivora, Mustelidae. The record is from RefSeq and is a predicted model, not a curated record.